Molecule: messenger RNA, 939 nt
Organism: Fomitopsis serialis
Lineage: Eukaryota; Fungi; Basidiomycota; Agaricomycetes; Polyporales; Fomitopsidaceae
Exons: 4
Coding region: 1-939 (312 amino acids)
Biological process (GO): tricarboxylic acid cycle
Cellular component (GO): mitochondrion; oxoglutarate dehydrogenase complex
Molecular function (GO): oxoglutarate dehydrogenase (succinyl-transferring) activity; thiamine pyrophosphate binding
Source: RefSeq, a predicted model, not a curated record
AUGAGCGUGCGCGAGAGGAUGGGCGUGCGCGAGAGGGUGGGCAUGCGCGAGAGGAUGGACAUGCGCGAGAGGACGGGCGUGCGAGAGAGCCUCAGUGCAGAGCACAGCGAGGGUAACACGGACCUGGGGCAGGCGGGCCCCGGCAGGGUCAGUACAGCCGGCCACGAGCCUGCAGACGAAGCCGACCGCCCCGACGCCCCCACCGCCGGCGUAGAAGAUCAUGAUGGGCGCGUCAAUAGCACUGGCAAAAUCGGAUGGGUAGGGCGUCGAACGAGCGAGCCGGGGCGUGAUGGAGAAGGUGGCGAGCGGCGCGAAGGACCACGUUCCGACGAGCAAGGAGUGGCUCUCCUCGUCCUAGCCGUGCUUCCCAUCCCCAAGGAACUGGCAGAGAUGCUCCCCAUGCGCACCACUGGUUCGACGGAUGAGACCUUGAAGCGCAUCGGGAAGGCCAUCUCCACCUACCCUGAAGGAUUCAAGCCUCACCGCAACCUCGCGCGUAUCCUGAACACCCGACGGAAGACCGUGGAGGAGGGCAGAACGUCGACUAGGCAACCACUGAGGCACUUGCCUUCGGCGCUCUCGCCCUCGAGAAGGUCCACGUACCGCCACACCGUCAUUCACGACCAGGACAACGAGCAGCAGUACGUCCCCCUGAACGCGCUGGGCUCUGGCAAGGCACGCUUUGUCGUCUGCACCUCGUCGCUCUCUGAGUUCGGCAUCGGCACGCUCGGUUUCGAGACGGGCUACUUGCUCGUCUCGCCCGACGCGCUGACCAUCUGGGACGCGCAGUUCGGCGAUCGCGAACAACGCGCAGUGCAUCAUCGACCAAUUCAUCGCGUCCGGCGAGUGCAAGUGGUUGCAGUGUGCCGGCGUCGUCAUGAGCUUGUGCACGGCUUCGACGAUCAGGGUCCAGGACGCGCCAGCAGUCAGUUAGAGUGA